Messenger RNA from Suillus subalutaceus, 1314 nucleotides. RefSeq lists its product as uncharacterized. NCBI's taxonomy places the organism in Eukaryota, Fungi, Basidiomycota, Agaricomycetes, Boletales, Suillaceae. The coding region runs from base 264 to 1109 and encodes 281 amino acids. The transcript is spliced from 4 exons. The record is from RefSeq and is a predicted model, not a curated record.
CAGUACUUCAAAGUUCAAGCGCAGUAUGAAGUUCAACUGCAUCCGCUUCAUGCUCACUCCCGUCACAGCCUCUCGCAGCUGCUAGCUUUGCAGCUGUCAAACUCAUAGAGGUUUCGUUUUUACGCAAUGAGGCAGCUCAGGGUAGCACCCACUAGCACUGCCCUUGUCCACCAUGAUUUCAUACAAAAGGCAGCCAUCCAUUCCAUCAUACUCCAUAAUUUCAUCACUCCUCCUCUUCCCUCCACUCCAAUUUUUCAGGAACAAUGGCUCUCGACUCUCAUGGCGUCCUUGCAGCAGUGACCAUCGCAAUGUAUGUUCCCUUCCUGCUAGUUUCCAUCAAGAUAGUGUCCAAGUACGGCAUGGCCCGAGGUGAUGGGUGGAUCUUGCUGUUGGUAUUCUGCAUCAUUCGAGUAUUGGGUGGUGCUUUGCUUGUCGCAGCUGAGGAAGUUACUCCCGUGAACACUUCGCUAUACAUCGGUGGUUAUGCUCUAGAAGCAUCUGGCCUAUCACCACUGUUGCUUUGCACGCUGGGUCUGUUGCACUCAAUAUUCCAAACUCCUGAUGGAUUUCCGAGAUAUCAAAGACCAUUCCGCCUUCUUCAACUCCUCGGCAUGAUCGCUCUCAUCCUUACCAUUACCGGUAUCUCCGAUGAGACAAGUUCUAGCUCGGGCUCAAGCUCGAGUGGGAACAUUAUGCGCAGAGCCGGUGUCAUCCUCUUUGCCGUCCUAUACAUUAUCCUUGUCGGCAUUUGCGUGCACCAAUGGACCCAAAUCCGCUCUGUCAUGAGAUACCGCAAGCAGCUCUUGAAGGCCAUCUCCGUCGCACUUCCCUUCCUGGCUAUUCGGACGCUCUACAGCAUAUUGUCCACAUUCUCUUCGAGCUCGUUUUCGAUAACCUCAACUUCAACCACCCAAGCCGACACUAGCGAUCUCGCAAAAUUCAACAUCUUCACGGGCGAAUGGCAGAUCUACCUCGUAAUGGAUAUGCUCAUGGAGUAUGCCGUUGUGAUCAUCUACUGUGUUGCAGCCCUCGUGCUUCCCCUCAGCGAAGAUUACAAGUCUCCAGAAUCGUAUCAAGACCAGUACCCAAUGAAUGCGCCUCAGUAUUGAGCGUUCAGGCGUCAGUGAAUGAGAGUCAUGUCCGGUUACGGAGCCGUAUUUCGGUUCAAUGGAUUUAAUGAUACCAUCCCCAUGAUAGCAUCUGUUUACAAGGUCACCUACCGCUCGUAAAUAUGUUGUCAUAGGUUGGCUUAAUAGUGUGGUAUUAAUUUAUUUUAUGACCUGGUUCAAAUAAACAUAUGCAUAUCUCGAUGUC